Molecule: messenger RNA, 255 nt
Organism: Neohortaea acidophila
Lineage: Eukaryota; Fungi; Ascomycota; Dothideomycetes; Mycosphaerellales; Teratosphaeriaceae
Product: cytochrome b5-like heme/steroid binding domain-containing protein
Exons: 2
Coding region: 1-255 (84 amino acids)
Cellular component (GO): membrane; intracellular membrane-bounded organelle
Molecular function (GO): heme binding
Source: RefSeq, a predicted model, not a curated record
AUGUCCAAGCAAUUCUCCGCCAACGACGUCAAAGAGCACGCCACCGUGGACAAGGGGCUGUACAUCAUCAUCGACAGCGCCGUGUACGAGAUGGGCGGCUUCGUCGACGAGCACCCGGGCGGCGCGAAGAUUCUCAAGCGCGUGGGCGGCAAGGAUGCGAGUAAGCAGUUUUGGAAGUACCAUAACGAGAGUGUGUUGAAGAAGUACGGCGAUCGGCUGAAGGUUGGUACGCUGAAGGAGGGGGCGAAGUUAUAA